Molecule: messenger RNA, 1336 nt
Organism: Zingiber officinale
Lineage: Eukaryota; Viridiplantae; Streptophyta; Magnoliopsida; Zingiberales; Zingiberaceae
Product: dof zinc finger protein 4-like
Exons: 1
Coding region: 111-953 (280 amino acids)
Biological process (GO): regulation of DNA-templated transcription
Molecular function (GO): DNA-binding transcription factor activity; DNA binding
Source: RefSeq, a predicted model, not a curated record
UCCGCCCACACUAGAGCAACGGCGGCUUCUCUCUCUCGGCGAUCGCUUUUGCCGUCUGGUCUUCUUCGUGAAGGCCGAACUCCAUCUUUCUCCCUUUCACCAGGAAAUUGAUGCAGGAUUUUCCGCCCUUCCACGGCAGCAUCUUCAGCGGCGGAGGGGAUGGCGGAGGAGGCGGACUCCUCGGCUACCCGGCGUUGGCUUCCCCGCAUAAUCAACCGCCGCCUCCUCUGCCGGUGAAGUGUCCUCGAUGCGACUCCACCAACACGAAGUUCUGUUACUACAACAACUACAACCUCUCGCAGCCCCGCCACUUCUGCAAAGCCUGCCGCCGCUACUGGACCAUGGGCGGCGUCCUCCGCGACGUCCCGGUCGGUGGCGGGUGCCGCAAGUCCAAACGCUCCUCCAAAACUACAUCCCCUGCCGCUUCUGCCGACAAGAACGCAUGUCGCCGCUGGCAUCCCCCUUCCACCGCCAGAUCCAGCAUCUACGACUCCACCGGCACGGCAUCAUCCAUUGCCGUCGCGUCCACCUCCGCUCCGUUCUCCGAUUCUCCCCUUCUCGCCUCCCAGCUCUGCGUCCCCAACCCUACUCUUCGAUUGGGGCAACUACCGGACUCGGAUCCCCCCAUCCCAGAAGCAACCAUAAUGGAAACCCCGUCUGUCGAUGGCUUAGCGACGAUUCCAUCGGCGCUCCUGGGAUUCAUCUUCCCGGACACAUCGCCGGCGCGAGAGAAGGCCGAGGCGGAGCCGAUCGGGCCGGGAUUCGCAGAUCAAACCUCUCCAGUCGAUCGGCGUCCUCCAGGGGCUGGCGGUGGGCUCCUGUCUCCAAAUUGGGCCGGCCCAGUCGAGCCCACAUUGUACGAUCUCACAGGAAUCGUCGAUCCUUCGUCAUACUGGAAUCAGAGCCAUUGGCCCGACUCCGACACGCCUUUUCUUCCACGCCUAGGUGAUUAAAUCGAACCUCUCCAUUAAAUACCUUUUCGUUCUCGCUGUCAAUCCAUAUAAAAAUUAUAUGUAAUAACAAAUAAAUGGGAAUUUAUAUUAUUAUCUACUCUAAUAAUUAAGAGCAUCUUAUCAAAAACCUCCCUAAUAUAUAUCACAAUUACGGAGGAACUUUUGUAGCAAAAAUGUUUAAUAAUUAAUGGCGCGUGUCACAAAAAUGUUGAUUUAAAUGUUGCGUGGCGGUUAGGAAUUGACACAUGAGGUGAUGGAGACGGGUAGUUAUGUGUCAAGAGAAGAAAGCGCUGCUUUUGGCGAGGGGUCGGGUGUUGGGCGGCUCGCUAGGUCUUCGUGAUGGGGAACGGACGUCUUUGAUGGACGGUUGGGGGGACGAAAUG